AUGUCUACCGAAGCCGAACACGCCAACGACUUUGCCCGUCUCUGGACAGCCGAGUGCGGCCGGAAAGACCCAGACUCGGGCGACGAAAAAGUGCGAUGGUUCAAGCUGCGCGUGGGAACUGCUUUGGGAAGAUUCAUCUUCAAAGCGAACCGAGCUGACUUUUUGGACUGCCCGCGCCUUCUGGCUGGCUUUGACCAACACUAUGCGGUCCUGGAAGCUCACACUCGCAGCAACGAGCAAAAUUCGGACCCUCUCCCCGACGACUGCCUAGCAUGGAUCAUGCCAACCAUGUACACCACGCUCCGCGACCGCGGGGAGCUAUUUGAUCCGAGCGAGAGACACAGAGAAUGCACCCUGAAGGAGUUUUGGCAGAAGCCAUGGAGAGUGUUUCAGGUCUCGGCUGAGCAAGGACGCAUGCGCAUCGAGUACUGCACGACGGAGGCAUCCCCCAACAUGUCUACCUGGACCGACCUGCCCCUGCCUCACCUGCAAGACGUCGGACGGCUCCGAGGAAUCACGAUUGUUCCGUGGGCCGGCGUUAAUGUCUGGCACGCCGAGCCCCGGACCAUCCUCGGCGACCAGCCACGCGAGGUCUGGAUGUCCGGCCACCGAUUCUACCUCAAGUCCUUUGAAGGCCUCGACGACGCGGCCGGCGUCGCCCGCCUCAUUGCCAAGUACGAAGCCAUCGACGCCGACAUCUUUCACGAGUUUGCCUUUCCGCCCACCACGUUUGACCCGCUCAACGUCCCGCGCACGUUUUACCUCGUCGUCGACGACGAGCAGCGCGCUCUCGGCCUCGUCCAGACGUACGUCGACCGCGGCGUGCCGCUGCGCGAGGCCCUGCAGUCGGGCGACGCCUGCUCGGACGACGCCACCAAGCGCGCGUGGAAGCGCGCCCUGGUCAAGACGCUGGCGCAGCUGCACGCGCACGGCAUCGCGUGGGAGAGCGUCGACUUGGACAGCGUGCUCGUCAGCGGGGAGCACGCGUGGGUGUUUCACUUUGGCGACGGGGGUAACUCGCGGCGGGCGGAGAUGCUGCGCGUUGCGGGGGCCGAGACGCCGGCAGAGGCUGAUGUUGCGCACCUGGCCAGGCUCUUUGCGGACGAGCUCUGGCAAUGGUCCGAGAGUCAGCGGGUGCUGCCGGCGCCGGACCAGCCGCCCGUGCCGCCUGCGAAGACGAGAAGGACGGUGGAGGGGGUGCGUGGGGGGUGGAACUUGCGAUCGGGCAGAAUGACAGAAAAUAGAGAGUAA
This is a messenger RNA of Beauveria bassiana ARSEF 2860, 1251 nucleotides long. RefSeq lists its product as uncharacterized. Lineage: Eukaryota; Fungi; Ascomycota; Sordariomycetes; Hypocreales; Cordycipitaceae. The transcript has a single exon. The record is from RefSeq and is a predicted model, not a curated record. Bases 1 to 1251 code for a protein of 416 amino acids.